This is a messenger RNA of Populus euphratica (Euphrates poplar), 845 nucleotides long. RefSeq names its product NAC domain-containing protein 18-like. Bases 153 to 737 code for a protein of 194 amino acids. Lineage: Eukaryota; Viridiplantae; Streptophyta; Magnoliopsida; Malpighiales; Salicaceae. Gene Ontology annotation, molecular function: DNA binding. Gene Ontology annotation, biological process: regulation of DNA-templated transcription; system development. The record is from RefSeq and is a predicted model, not a curated record. The transcript has 3 exons.
CAUAGUGCAGCAAUCAGUGUCUUCUCUUCUCACUCAUCACGACUAUAUAUGUCAAGGCCAUAGGAUAGCCACAAGCAGGCAUUAUCCCGAGUAACUUAGCAAAGAAAACCAAGGUUGCCUUGAGUGUUUUUCUCGGCUUCUGUUGAUUAGACAUGGGCGAUCAUGGCUGCAGCGGAAACCUUCCUCCUGGAUUUAUUUUCAGCCCAUCUGAUGAAGAGCUCAUCCUUCACUUUCUCGAUCGCAAGGCCUCUCUCUUACCUUGCCAGCCUGACAUCAUUCCCGAUCUUGGUCUUUAUCCUCAGGAUCCUUGGCAGCUUGAAGGCAGGGCUCUGUCGAGUGAAAACCAGUGGUACUACUUUAGUCGAGUGAUGGAGAACCAAGCAACAGGAAAUGGGUUUUGGAAGCCAUUAGAUAUUGAAGAGCCUAUAUUUAGUUCCAGUGCUGGUAAGAAGGUUGGAUUAAAGAAAUACCUUGUGUACUGCAUUGGUCCCGAAGGUGUAGAAACAAAUUGGAUGAUGCAGGAAUAUCAUCUUUGCAGUAGCAAGUCGAGUGGCAAAUCCUACAAGAGAAAGCAAAAAUUAGAUUGCAGUAAAUGGAUCCUAUGUCGAGUUUAUCAGAGGGAAGGAAGCUGUUCCAGGAGUUCAAACCACAGUGAUGAUGAUGGAACCGAGCUUUCAUGCCUUGAUGAGAUGUUCUUAUCAAUGGAUGAUCUUGAUGAUAUAAGUUUUCCAAAUUAGUUUUUGAGUAUUGUUUCGGCUUAUAUGUUAAUGAAUCAUGUGUAAACACGCACAUCUUAAUUUAUAUGUUUAAUUUAGAUCAAAUUAACAAUGUUCUUGGACGUUUUG